UUCAACCGAGGCGUCCGUCCGUUUGUCCGUCUCCGUCUUUCCACCGCCCGGGAGGGAUCCUCGCCGGCUGGGAACGGAGCCGGGCACCGAGGAGCGACAGGACCCCGAAGAGGCGAAAGGCAGCGAGGGAAGGAGGACCCCGGCAGGCGACGGCAUGAAAUUCAGCCCAGUGCACUACUUGCUGCCUCUGCUGCCGGCGCUGGUCCUCAGCACCAGACAGGACUAUGAAGAGCUAGAAAAGCAGCUGAAAGAAGUCUUUAAGGAGCGAAGCACCAUCCUUCGUCAGCUGACAAAGACAUCAAGAGAACUUGAUGGAAUUAAAGUCAACCUUCAGUCUUUAAAAAGUGAUGAGCAGUCCUCCAAAACUGAUGUUCAGAAGCUUCUGGAAUUAGGACAGAAACAAAGAGAAGAAAUGAAGUCUCUUCAGGAGGCCCUGCAAAAUCAACUUAAAGAGACAUCUGAGAAAGCAGAAAAACACCAGGCUACUAUUAAUUUUUUAAAGACUGAAGUGGAAAGGAAGAGCAAAAUGAUCCGAGACCUCCAGAAUGAGGCCCAACAGCUUACUGAUCUGGAACAAAAAUUAGCUGUAGCCAAAAAUGAACUGGAGAAAGCAGCUCUUGACAGGGAAUCACAGAUGAAAGCAAUGAAAGAAACUGUACAACUCUGCUUGACAUCCGUUUUCCGUGAUCAACCUCCCCCUUUGAGUCUAAUCACGUCAAAUCCAAAUCAGAUGUUACUUCCCCCCAGGACAAUUGCCUCUAAGCUUCCAGUCGCAACGGCUAAAAGCAAGCCUCAACAAAGCACUCCGGGAAACAAUGAGAGCUCUCAAGUUGAGUCAACUAAGGAAGGAAAUCCAAGUACCACUGUGUGUGACUCUCAAGAUGAGGGCAAAACCUGUUCAAUGAAGCACAAAGAGAGUCCUCCAAGUAAUACCACUGCAGAAUCAGAGGCUAUCCCACAGAAAUUGCAAAUGCCUCCUUGUUCUGAAUGUGAGGUGAAAAAAGAUCCAGAAAAACAGUUGACCAACUUUGAAGGAAUGCCAGCUAGAGAAGAAAAAAUACUGUAAAUACUAAGAAACUGUGUUAAAAACAUCCAUUUGCUAUUGUCUUCAUACUCUUUUUAGACCACAGGCUUGAUGGAAAUACUAAAUUUCUAAAGCAUGUAACUUUUUCACAAUUUUAUGUAACUUUAUAAAGUAGUCUACAAACUUUCAAGAAAAUUCCAGGCCAGUUAUGAUCCUUAAGUAAUAACCUAAUUGAAAUGGAUAUCCAAUCAUUAAUAUUUCCUUGUCAUCAAUAAAUUGCCCCAUAUAAAUUGGUUUGCUUU
Molecule: messenger RNA, 1326 nt
Organism: Lemur catta (Ring-tailed lemur)
Lineage: Eukaryota; Metazoa; Chordata; Mammalia; Primates; Lemuridae
Gene: LUZP2
Product: leucine zipper protein 2
Exons: 10
Coding region: 155-1066 (303 amino acids)
Source: RefSeq, a predicted model, not a curated record